This is a messenger RNA of Hibiscus syriacus, 825 nucleotides long. RefSeq lists its product as uncharacterized. NCBI's taxonomy places the organism in Eukaryota, Viridiplantae, Streptophyta, Magnoliopsida, Malvales, Malvaceae. Bases 97 to 726 code for a protein of 209 amino acids. The record is from RefSeq and is a predicted model, not a curated record. The transcript is spliced from 2 exons.
UGCUUAAGAAACUCUCAGCUGUCGGCUUCAGACAUUUAAAGCCCUCUCUUCCCAACUGUUAGCUAAUUACCAUCCAACUACUUGCAUAUUAAUGUCAUGAAUCUCGGUACUUUACCGUACUUGGACCCUUUCUUUUCCACCAAAAUCAGAACAACGAUGGAAGGAUACGAACAAGUGUCCGUGACGAAACAGAGGCGAAAAGCCUACAAAAGCCGGUGUCUAACUGUUGCCAGCGUGCUUCUCGGAUGCCUUUUGCUGUCAUCCAUCAUCGUUCUCAUCCUCGCCUUUACCGUCUUCAAAGCCAAGCAGCCUAGAACCAAGCUCAUUUCAGCAGCACUCGAUGGAGUCUCUCCUCGCAUCUCGUUCCCUGUUGUUAAUAUUCAACUGAACAUCACGCUGAAUCUCCAAUUCCUUGUUGAAAAUCCGAACCAUGCCAGCUUCAAGCAUGGUCCGGGAAAGAGUUUCCUUUUGUAUCGAGGUGAUCAGUUUGGGGAGGCUGACAUCCCGCCGGGUGACAUACCGGCUAGGAGCUCCGCUACGUUUUCCAGCAGGCUUGUACUCCAGGUUGAUGAGAUGGCGUCUAAUAUAACAGCUUUGAUCGACGAUGUAUUGAACGGCGAACUGGUCGUGGAUACUCGAACACGGAUUCCGGGCAGAGUUACGUUCCUGAAGGUUUUCAAGAAGCAUGCGGUUGUUACAUCCGAAUGCCAUGAGUCAAACCUGUAAGUUGGUGCAAGUCAACCCAUUUCACCAUACCAUCUUUUUGUUUUAGUUUUCAACUUUUCAUCCUUUUGUACAAUAAGUAAUACUAGUUAAAUACGAUUA